UCGCGCGCUGCUCCUGUGACGGAAACUUUAAUUCAUCUGACAUGAGUAUGUAAGUGACACGGGGAUUAAUCUCACGCGACUCGUCUGCGCUACAUCCAUCCAUCCAUCCAUCCGCGAGGGACGUUCCCUAGCAGCCACGCUCAGCUCUCCUCCAUUUAAGCCUGGCUCUGACACGGUUAUGGUGUGAGUCGACCAGCACCGAACACCGGCUCUCUUUCUUUCACAUGGGCGAAGACGAGGAGCGGUUCUGCGCCCGGACACGCUGCGGAGGGAACGAAGAGAACGGAGAGAGCGGAACGUCUCUGGACCCGGACCGACAGAGGAGAUAUGCGGAGCUGUUCGCGCAGCUGGACUUGAAUAAAGAUGGCAGGGUAGACAUCAGUGAACUGAGGACCGGAUUGGCAGCUCGUGGUUUACACCGGGGAGAGGCAGAGGAGAUAGUCCUCGAGAGCGACGUCAACCAUGAUGGUUUGCUGGACUUCCAGGAGUUCUCUCAGUACCUGCAGGCUCACGAGAAGAGGCUGCGGCUCAUGUUUCACAGCCUUGACCGCAACAAUGAUGGACAAAUUGAUGUGGGGGAGAUCCAACACUCGCUGCAUAAGCUUGGAGUGGAGGUCACCAUGGAGCAGGCCUCCAGAAUACUGCAGAGCAUGGACAGGGAUGGCACUAUGACCAUUGACUGGAACGAAUGGCGCGAUCACUUCCUGUUCAACCCUUUCCACAACAUGGAGGAGAUCGUCCACCACUGGAAACACUCCCAUAUGUUUGACAUUGGGGAACAUCUGACGGUGCCAGACGAAUUCUCAGAGCAGGAGCGGCGGUCAGGUCUGGUGUGGAGGCAGCUGGUUGCUGGAGCCAUGGCGGGGGCAGUGUCCCGGACAGGAACGGCUCCUCUGGACCGUCUCAAAGUCUUCCUGCAGGUACACGGCUCUUCGUCUCGUGGGAUGAAUCUGUGGUCCGGGCUGAGGGGGAUGAUCCAGGAGGGAGGCGUUUUCUCACUCUGGAGGGGAAAUGGCAUCAAUGUCCUGAAGAUCGCCCCCGAAUCUGCCAUUAAGUUUAUGGCCUAUGAACAGAUCAAGUGGGUGAUCCGAGGCAAUAAAGAGGGAGGCAGCUUAAGGGUACAAGAGAGGUUCAUUGCUGGCUCUCUGGCAGGAGCUACUGCCCAGACUAUCAUCUACCCCAUGGAGGUGCUGAAGACUCGUCUUACAUUAAGGAAGACGGGACAAUACUCAGGGAUGGCUGAUUGUGCCAGGCAGAUCCUGAAGACAGAGGGAGUCCGAGCUUUCUACAGGGGCUACCUCCCAAAUACACUGGGCAUCAUCCCCUAUGCGGGCAUCGACUUGGCUGUGUAUGAGACUCUGAAGAACGCCUGGCUCCAGAGGUACUGUGUCGAUUCAGCAGACCCAGGUGUUUUGGUCCUCCUGGGCUGUGGCACCAUCUCCAGCACCUGUGGCCAGCUCGCGUCCUAUCCCCUCGCUCUCAUCCGGACACGCAUGCAGGCACAAGCCAUCACUGAGGGUAAGCCCAAGCUGACGAUGGUGGGCCAGUUCAAAUACAUCAUAUCUCAUGAAGGUGUACCGGGCCUGUAUCGCGGCAUCACCCCCAACUUCCUCAAAGUCGUUCCUGCUGUCAGCAUAUCCUACGUGGUGUACGAGCACAUGAAGAAAGUCCUCGGGGUGGGUUACUAGACCCAGACAAAGAAGAGGGACCAAAAAAAAAAAAAAAAAAAAAAAGGACCGGGAAAGCAAAGACUCACAAUGAGAAGAAGCAGAGGAGGCGUGG
Toxotes jaculatrix (banded archerfish) is the source of this 1782-nucleotide messenger RNA. It is a transcript of the gene slc25a23b, whose product is annotated as solute carrier family 25 member 23b. Gene Ontology annotation, cellular component: mitochondrial inner membrane. Gene Ontology annotation, molecular function: calcium ion binding; ATP transmembrane transporter activity. The coding region runs from base 225 to 1688 and encodes 487 amino acids. The record is from RefSeq and is a predicted model, not a curated record. Gene Ontology annotation, biological process: transmembrane transport. The transcript is spliced from 11 exons. NCBI's taxonomy places the organism in Eukaryota, Metazoa, Chordata, Actinopteri, Toxotidae.